Molecule: messenger RNA, 3401 nt
Organism: Juglans regia (Persian walnut)
Lineage: Eukaryota; Viridiplantae; Streptophyta; Magnoliopsida; Fagales; Juglandaceae
Product: 3-hydroxybutyryl-CoA dehydrogenase
Exons: 2
Coding region: 895-1905 (336 amino acids)
Biological process (GO): fatty acid metabolic process
Molecular function (GO): NAD+ binding; oxidoreductase activity, acting on the CH-OH group of donors, NAD or NADP as acceptor
Source: RefSeq, a predicted model, not a curated record
CAUGAAUCCUCCUCCUAUCAUGAAACUGGUGGAGGUCAUACGUGGUGCAGACACAUCAGAUGAGACAUUUAAUGCAACAAAAGCCUUGGCUGAGAGGAUGUUCUCAGCAAGGAGAUUAUUGGGUGUGGUACUAAGAGGGGUGGACUGUAUUACUUGGAUGACUUCAGCCCAGGCUGAGCAAAUCACACGCACCAUCAACCCAGUAGUCAAGAACGGCAAAUUUGGCUAUGGCAUAGGCGCUUGGGGCACCCCUCCUUUGGCUACCUCCGGCAUCUACUCCCUGCCUUAUUUUCCAGUUUGCAGGCUAUAGAUUUUAAAUGUGAUACAUGUAUCAAGGCUAAAAGCCAACGAGUUUCUUACCCAAUUAGCUUGAAUAAAACUAAUACUCCUUUUGCCUUGAUACAUUCUGAUGUGUGGGGACCAUCUCCGAUAACUACUACCGUUGGUUACCGUUGGUUUGUAAUUUUUGUUGACGAUUGCACUCAAAUGACAUGGCUUUAUCAGCUGAAAACCAAAGCUGAAGUUUUCACCGUUUUUCAAGCAUUUCAUGCCAUGAUUCAGACUCAAUUCUCUUCCAAGAUAAAAAUUCUUCGUUUUGAUAAUGGUGGCGAAUUCAUCAACCAAAAAUUUCAGGCCUACUUCCAACAGCAUGGUCUCCUCCAUGAAACCUCAUGCUCCCAGACACCACAACAAAAUGGUGUCGCCGAGAGAAAGAAUAGACACAUUCUGGAAACUUCCCGCGCUUUACUCCUUGGAGCAAUGGUGCCGACUUGCAAUUGGGGAGAUGCUGUGGCUACAACCGUUUACUUAAUCAACCGUAUGCCUUCUAAAAUUCUACACUUUAAAACUCCCUUAUAGGUCCUCUCUACUUAUAUAUCCCUACCUUCCAUAUUGAUGCUUCCCCCUAGAAUUUUCUGCUGUGUUGCCUUUGUCCACCUCCACAAGAAUCAACGUACCAAAUUGGACCCUUGUGCUGUUAGGUGCUUAUUUUUGGGAUAUGGUUCACAUAAAAAAGGCUUCCGGUGCUAUGAUCCCACUACCAACCGAACAUAUAUCACCAUCGACGUCACUUUCCUUGAGUCCGAGAAUUUUUAUUCUUCACUGGUACCCAAUUCUUCCCUUCAGGGGGAGACUCAUGGAGAAGAGCCGAAUUGGUUGAUGGCUCCUACGGGUGAGUAUAGAACUGAGAAUAGAGGGGUUGAACUACACGAUGCAUCACCACUAGAAAAUGAACAUGCAGAACAUGCAGAACGUGCAGAACGUGCAGAAUUAAAUGAGAAACCAGGACAUGAAGAGGCCGAAAAUGAACAUGAUGCAGAAUUGAGGAAUGAAGAACCAGAAAAUGAAGGAAAUGAAAAGGCCGAAAAUGGAGAACUGAUAGAUACAGAGUCCUCUCAGUCCCCUCACUCCUCAGUACCCGAAGACUUUACUCCUCCUGAGAACGUCCCUAAGGUACGUACCACCCCUGCACCUUUAUAUGCUAAUACUCUUGAUACUUCUUUUGGUUAUGUGUUGCCUUUUAGACACAAUCGUGGGAAACCACCAACUAGAUACUCUCCAGAUGAGGAAGAAAGAAAGUCCAAGUACCCAAUUGCAAAUUAUGUUUCUACUCAGGGUUUGUCCAAACCUCUCAAGACCUUCACUCAAACACUGUCAUCCUGUCAUAUUCCCAGUAGCGUAGAGGAGGCAUUAUCUAAUCCAAAGUGGGCACAAGCAAUGCAAGAAGAACUAGAAGCCUUAAAGAAAAAUAAUACUUGGAAGUUGGUCCCAUUACCCGAAGGGAAAAAAAUAGUGGGGUGCAAAUGGGUGUUCUCUAUAAAAUACAAGGCUGAUGGAUUGAUUGAUCGAUACAAGGCGAGACUUGUGGCGAAGGGUUUUACUCAAAUGUAUGGCAUAGACUAUUAAGAAACCUUCUCACCAAUAGCCAAACUGAAUACUAUUAGAGUCUUAUUGUCUCUUGCAGCAAAUUUGGACUGGCCACUACAUCAACUCGACGUAAAGAAUGCUUUCCUUCAUGGCGACAUUGAAGAAGAGGUGUACAUGGACAUUCUACCGGGAUAUACAAGCUCUACUAAGACCAAAAUUGUUUGUAAACUGGAGAGGGCAUUGUAUGGACUAAAAUAGUCACCGCGAGCGUGGUUUGGUCGGUUUAGUUCAGCUAUGAGGAAGUGUGGCUGUCACCAAAGUAACUCUGACCAUACUCUCUUCUUGAAACACAGACAAGGCAAGGUGACAACGUUAAUAGUCUAUGUGGACGAUAUGAUAAUUAUGGGGGAUGAUGCCAAAGAGAUCUCGAGACUACAAGAACAAUUAUAUAUUGAAUUUGAAAUGAAGAACUUGGGACGACUUAAAUAUUUUUUGGGAAUAGAGGCGGCGAGGUCAGAAAGGGGCAUAUUUCUAUCUCAACGGAAACAUAUACUAGACUUAUUGACUGAAGUGGGAUUACUAGAGUGUAGACCCGUGGAUAUGCCGAUUGUGCAAAACCAUAAGCUUGGGGAAAACUCGGACCAGACACCAGCCGACAAGGUGAGGUAUCAAAGAUUAGUGGGAAAGCUUAUCUACUUAUCUCACACUCGUCCAGACAUUGCUUACGCCGUAAGUGUGGUAAGCCAAUUUAUGCAUAGUCUGAGUGAAGACCAUAUGGAUGCUGUAAUUCGAAUCCUCUGCUAUCUAGAGUCAUCACUAGGAAAAGGACUAAUGUUCUCUAAGAAUGAUCAUCUGAAUAUUGAAGGGUACACGGAUGCGGAUUGGGCAGGGAAUAUUUUUGAUAGAAAGUCUACCUCAGGCUACUUUACAUUCGUGGGAGGAAACUUAGUUACAUGGAGGAGUAAAAAGCAGAAGGUAGUGGCAUUGUCCAGUGCUGAAGCUGAGUUCUGAGGCAUGGCAAAAUGAUUGUGUGAACUUCUUUGGCUUAGAAGUCUGCUAACAGAGGUUGGUUUUCCUCCUGGUUCUGCAAUGAAUUUAUUCUGUGAUAACAAGGCUGCCAUCGACAUAUCUCACAACCCAAUUCAACACGAUCACACCAAGCAUGUGGAGGUGGAUCGACAUUUCAUCAAACAGAACCUGGAAGAGAAGGUUAUUCAGUUCCCUUUCGUUAAAUCUGAAGAUCAGUUGGCGGACAUUCUUACUAAGGCAGUUUCUAGUAGAAGCUUCUAUGAAUCACUUGACAAGUUGGGUGUUAGAGAUAUCUACGCACCAACUUGAGAGGGAGUGUAGGCACGAGUCAUGUAAUGUAGGUUUGAGUCAUGUAAUUAGCCAGCUAUGGUUAUCUUAGAUUUAGGAAUCCCUUUGCUUAAGGGUCAAACAUGAUUUUAGCCAUAGGUGUUGUACAGACGUAAAUAGCUUCUUGUAUUUGCUAUAUCUUGUAUUCUAUUUUUACGGAAUAAGUGAAGAAAGUGUUA